Zingiber officinale is the source of this 654-nucleotide messenger RNA. RefSeq lists its product as uncharacterized. Lineage: Eukaryota; Viridiplantae; Streptophyta; Magnoliopsida; Zingiberales; Zingiberaceae. The record is from RefSeq and is a predicted model, not a curated record. The transcript has a single exon. Bases 1 to 654 code for a protein of 217 amino acids.
AUGGAAACGGACGCCAUCCAAGCGAAAAAGCGGACGGCGAUGCGGCGAUAUCACCGCCUCCGCCAGAUCGGCACACUGCUCCGCUAUCUCGAGGCCGCCGCCGCCGUCCUCCUCCUCUCCUGGUCCUCCGCCCGCGUCCCCGCCGCCGCUCGCCUCUCCGCCGACUUCCUCCGCCACCUCGUCGCCGUCAUUCUCAGCCCCCGAUUCGUCUUCCUCCUCGGGAACGCCAUCGUCGUUCUCCUCCUCGCCGAAUCACACCGACAUUCCCCUUCCUCCUCCACGGGUGAUAUGAUCUACCGAGAGUUCGUCGAGAGCCGCGCCGGAGGCUACCUCCCUCGCUCCCUCGCGCCGUCGUCGUCGCCGGAAGAAGUGAUUUACGAGGACAAGGAGGUUUGCAUCGAGAUGCCGGCGCUACGGAGGAGCCGAUCUGCGAGAAUGAGACUGCGGCGGGGGGCAACGAAGGGAACCGAGUUGACGACGGAGCCAGACGAGGCUGCGCAGGAGGAAGAAGAUGAGGAGGAGUUCCGGCGAGCUGUGGAAGCGUUCAUCGCGAAACAAACUAGGUUUCUCCGCGAGGAGGAAUGCAAGGCUGCGGUCUUCCCCACUUUAUCAUAUCCCGCAGGAACACCAGACCGUCGUGGUGCCCUUGCUUGA